UAUAUUUUCCCUUUCCUUAAUUUAGCUAUAAAUAAACCACUUUGUUGUGUUCACAAAUCAAUCACAGUUACUGUGUAUUGGGUGGCUUUUGACUCCCCUAACCCAACUUAAAUUUUAUCCCUUUAUUAAUCUCUAUUCUAUAUAUAAAUAACCACUCUUCUUUCUUUGCUACCUUAACCUUACAUUACAAUCACAAAACCCCUCUCUCUCUCUUUUUCUCUCUGAAUAACUUUUAAGGUUAAGGUUCAAUCUCUCUCUCUUAAUCCAAAUCAAACAUGGAACCUGCCCCUGAACAACCAGAACAACAAAUCUCUUUAGCCUCUAGAGAAAUCACCAAUAUCAUCAAAGGCAAAAGAACCAAAAGGGUUAGGCCACAAUCUCCUAUACCUUUCUCCAUCACUGCUAAUUCUUCAACUGGUGAAGGAGGAGGAGGAGGAGGAGAAAGAGAAGAUUGCAACAAUGUUGAUGAUGUUAACAAUAAUACCAUCAUUAACACCAACAACAAUAAUACAUCUCCAACAACUUCUUAUGUUGAAGAAAAACAAGACAGUACUGUUGUUAUUGAUGAAGAAUAUGAUAUGGCAAAUUGUUUGAUUCUAUUGGCACAAGGACAAGCAAAGGAAUCAUCAACAAAGAACACUGAUGAUUUAGAUGGUGGAAUGAUGAACUACACAAAAUAUAGCAGUAGAAAAUUCAUGGAAGCUGCUACUUUGGAUUCUGGAAGAGCUGGUUUCUAUGUUUAUGAAUGCAAAACAUGCAACAGAACAUUCCCUUCAUUUCAAGCCCUUGGUGGCCAUAGAGCAAGUCACAAGAAACCAAAAGCUUUAGCAAUUGCUCAAGAGAAAAAGCACUUAUAUGAUGAUGAUCAAGAGUUUCAAUUCAAACCCAAUCAUAAAUCAAUUUCUCUUCAAUUGAAUAACAAUGGUAAGGGAAAUCUACAUGGUGGAAGCAACAAUAACAACAAGUCUAAGGUUCAUGAGUGUUCCAUUUGUGGUUCUGAAUUCACAUCUGGUCAAGCACUAGGUGGCCAUAUGAGGCGCCACCGUGCACCGGUGGGAACUUCUGCAGCCAACACCACACUCUCUUUGACAACAAUGGCUUUGGAACCUGAUGAAGAUCAUCCUAGAAAGAAAAGGAAUGUUUUGUCUUUGGAUUUGGAUCUCAACCUUCCUGCACCUGAAGAUGAUCAUAGAGAAUCUAAGUUUGCCUUUGCUUCCAAGCAACAUCAACAACAACAACAACAAAAUGGCCAAAAACAACAACAGCAGCAGCAGCAACAACAACAAAAGCAACAAACAAAUCUUGUCUUCUCUGCACCAGCUUUGGUGGAUUGUCAUUACUGAGACAAGUAACAAGGUUUUGGUUUUGGAUUCAACAUGAUGAUGAUCAACAAACAAAUUUGUCUUGAUCAUCAACAUUCAAAUCUAGAAAUAUAUUUGUUGUAAGAUAUUAUAUUCUUUUGAUUCAUUAUCAACUUGAACAAGCACCUGAUAAUUUUUACAAAAUUCAGUUGUUUAUUGAAGAAUUUUUUUAAUUUUGUUCUAUGAAAAGGCCUACACAACAACUCAUGUAUAGCUCAUGUUGUGUAUCUUUUUCAUAUUAAUUUUUUCUAUUUGCUCUUUUUUUUCUGUGCCAAAGAAUGUGAUGAUGUAUUAUGAGUACAGAGAGAAAGAGAGACAUAAGGGGGUUAUAGUUAUUGGUACAAUCUUAAAAAUCUUUGUUUAAGUUUCCA
Molecule: messenger RNA, 1732 nt
Organism: Medicago truncatula (barrel medic)
Lineage: Eukaryota; Viridiplantae; Streptophyta; Magnoliopsida; Fabales; Fabaceae
Product: zinc finger protein ZAT5
Exons: 1
Coding region: 276-1343 (355 amino acids)
Source: RefSeq, a predicted model, not a curated record